Molecule: messenger RNA, 2921 nt
Organism: Manduca sexta (tobacco hornworm)
Lineage: Eukaryota; Metazoa; Arthropoda; Insecta; Lepidoptera; Sphingidae
Product: acetylcholinesterase
Exons: 3
Coding region: 126-1796 (556 amino acids)
Source: RefSeq, a predicted model, not a curated record
GCGGUGUAAGCCGAAGCACUCCAUCAAUUUAAGUCAAGAUAAUAAAAGACAUUGGUUUAUCAAUAACAAACCUCUUAUAGCAUCGCAGAAUACGAGUUUAGUCAUUCUCUACAUCUGUGAGCGCCAUGUUGGUCCAGAUGAAUUAUAAAUUAGUGCCAAUAAUAUUUUUUAUCCUUCAACAUGUAGACGGAUCUGCUAGGAUCGAUCCUUUGGUGGAUACGAAAGUCGGACUCAUUAGAGGACUCAGAGCGGCAAAUGGAGAGUAUUCUAUGUUUAUGGGGAUACCCUACGCCACUGUUAAUAGUGAAAAUCCAUUCGGACCAUCCAUACCCCAUCCAGGAUUUAAUGACACAUUCGAGGCAUUUGAUGACUCUGCCAUAUGUCCUCAAAUAGAAGAGUUCCAUAAAACCAUAACAGGAAACCUGGAUUGUCUUCAUUUGAACAUAUACGUCCCUAAUUCUGCCACGUCUAAAAACCGCUUGCCAGUCUUGGUUUGGAUUUAUGGCGGCGGCUUCUCUAUAGGCUUUUCAGGUCGCUACCUUUACGGACCACGAUACUUAAUCAGACAUGACAUUAUUUUGGUCACAAUAAACUACCGCCUUGGCCCGUAUGGUUUCAUGUGCUUAGACAUGCCUGAAGUUCCCGGUAACCAAGGAUUGAAAGACCAACAAUUAGCAUUGAAGUGGAUUAAAAAUAACAUUGAGUCAUUUGGUGGUGAUGUUAAUGAAAUAACAAUAUUUGGUGAAAGUGCAGGAAGUGCUUCUGUCGAUUUUCAUUUGCAUUACAGUAAUGAAAAGCUGUUUGAUAAAAUUAUCUUGCAGAGUGGGUCAAUUAUUGGCCCUUGGGUUAUAACCGAGCCGGAUAGGGCUGCCCCAUUGAAACUCGCUGCAUAUCUCGGUUUCGCAACGGAGGACACUGCCGAAGCUUUAUCAUUUCUUUCGUCAGUCGACACUAAUUUAAUUAUUGCCGCAACAUCUGACUUGAGUCUCUCGUUUGGUGCUUGCGUUGAACAAGAGUAUGAAAAUGUUGAUAGAUUUAUUACAGAAAAUCCAAUAAAUAUAAAUGUACCGAGAGCAAAGAAUACCCCUAUUCUCAUUGGUUAUAAUAACGAUGAGUGGUUGGCAAAUAAUGUGAAUAAAGAACCAGAAUACUUUGAUGGUUUAAAUAUUUUCCGAGAUAAUUUAGCGAAUUAUUUUUCCUUUGAUAAUGAAGAACUGCAGGAAAUGGAACAAAUUGUGCGACAUUUUUAUAAUGGCGAUGAACCGCUUGAUGUGAACGCUAAACGGAAUUUUAUUAACUUUGAAUCUGAUUUUUAUUUCAAUCAUCCAACGGAAAGGACCAUAAGCCGAUAUUUAGACAGUGGAGCUACAAAUGUAUUUUAUUAUGUUUUUUCAUAUGUUGGUGGACGAAACUUCGUAAAGGAUCGACACAAUAUAACGGUGGGUGGGGCAGCACAUGCUGAUGAAAUUGGCUAUUUGUUUGAUAUAUCUUACAUGACUGAAGAAUCGACACUCGAGGAUCAACUCAUUAUUGAUCGGAUGACUACGCUUUGGACAAAUUUUGUUAAAUACGGAAAUCCGACCGUUGAAACUUCCGACAUAAUACCUGUUAUAUGGCCACCGGUUACAGAAAACAAAAGGCAUUACUUGGACAUAGACACUGACAUGAAAGUAAAACAAAGACCUUUUAGCAACAGAAUGGCGUUUUGGGACUUAUUCUAUAAACUUAAUUAUAAGUAUGUAAACGGAUAUAGAGAAAAUUUAAUAAGACAACCCAUGUGUGAAAAUUGUUCAUAAACAAAUACCGUAGUCUAGAGAUUAUAAAAUAAAAUGAAAAUGCAUAUGAAAAUAUAAAUAAUACCUAUUUUCUAUCAAUACAAGCCUUAGAAAUCCUAUAACCUAUAUCAACGCUUUAAUAUGACCUAGAAGAGUGUUCACACCAUGAAGACAAUUGUUUCCGAAGUUAUCACGUACUUGCUAAGUGUCUCAUUAUAAAAAUAUAACUUUCACAUACCACCGCUGUCUAAAUUUGCUUGUCUUAAGUAUUUAGGAUGCUAAAUGGUAUCGUUUGUGACCCAUGUAAUCAUUCAUCAUUAUAAUAACAAAUGAUUUGAUUUUGUUCAGAUUAUAAUUAAUAUGACUUUAAAGAAACUAAAUGUUAAGUAACUUUGAGAUUUUACUUGUAGAUAAAAUCGUGCCAUGAAAUUUGUAUAAUUCAAAUAAUUUAAAAAUAACAAUUGUAUAACACUAUUUGAUGGAUUUCACUAUCAUUCUCAUGGAGAAAAAACUAAACUACAAAUUAUUUAAUAUUAAUUAACAGUUAUCCUCCACAAUAUAUCUACUAUAACAAUGUAUGCCUCAAUAAUCAUUCAUGGCGUCUAAACCUAGUACCACUCUGACUGUGCCUUAAGAAAAACAAAUUGCAUACCUUAACGCCAUAUAUUUUGGCAUCGAUGAUUCAUAAUCAUAUUGGAGACGAUCAUGGUCUCCAUAAUUAUGUAUGGAGUGUGUUGUAAUUAUAUUUGAACCGUGUUCGCAACGACUAAAACUCUAGGUUUGGAGGAUAUAAAAUACCUCUUAGGAAAUACUGACGUGUUUCCGGGUAUCUAUUAUAUAGGAUAUGAUUGGUCAAUUCUCAUGUUUAUUAAUGGCCACAUUGAUAAUUAUAAAUAAUGAGUUCAGUACCAAAUUCAUUUAAAUAUGCAAUUUGAAUUAGUUACGCAAUUGAGCACAAUUUAUGCCUUUUUUAAUGAAGAAGGUAUAUAUUCCAACAAGAAAGUUAUAUUUUUGAGUAGUUUAUUAAUUUCUUAUAUAACAUACAAAAUACAUUGAGCAAUACUAAAACUAAAAUAUUUUGUGAUUGUUGUGACAAUGAACAACAUUCAAUGUGGAGUUACAAGUCUAUUAAACGUGUCCAGUUCA